Molecule: messenger RNA, 2181 nt
Organism: Triticum aestivum (bread wheat)
Lineage: Eukaryota; Viridiplantae; Streptophyta; Magnoliopsida; Poales; Poaceae
Product: serine/threonine-protein kinase STY13
Exons: 7
Coding region: 646-1767 (373 amino acids)
Biological process (GO): protein phosphorylation
Cellular component (GO): plasma membrane
Molecular function (GO): protein serine/threonine kinase activity; ATP binding
Source: RefSeq, a predicted model, not a curated record
CUUUCCAAGUUCCAUUCCAGCGCAACCGACGAGCCAGAGGCGGAGCUGCCCAGGCACAGGCAGCACAGCAGCAGCCGGUGGCCACCCCUCCCACAGCAGUAAACAAAUCCGCUCCGUCGUCGCCACGCUUCCCUUCGUCAACACCCGCGACCUCGCCCCGCCCCCGCCGCCUCGGUCCGACCGGAGGCCCCCAUCCCCAAUUCCUCGCCGCCUCCGCCGCCCAAGCUCCUCCGCGCGCUUCCAUCCAAAUCCCGCGCCCGCGAUUCGGCAGGCCAGGCCAGGCCCCCUUCCUGGUUAGUUGGCUGAGGCGCCCCUCUCCUGCGUUCUUGAGGAAUUCUUUGACCGGAUUCGAUACGGUCUCCAGCCUCGCCGUCUUCCCACCGAGCUUCCUCCGCCCCGGUCAAAGUUUGCGGCCGGCCUUUUCCAGCGAGUUCCGUCCCGGCCUUUCGGCUUUCGUCACAGCCCCGCCGCGCCUGCUCCACCUUGCUGCCAAAGAGGCGGUUCUUGGCUCAUCUCUGCUGCUCCCCGAUAUACUUUGCCAGUUGCCACGCACCGAUUCCGCGCCCCCGAUAAGGAAUUCUGGUUGUUGGGCUUGCGGUGCAGUUCCUCAAGAAUCAAGAUUCCUAAUUUGGGCUGCGUGCAAAGAUGGCGUCCAGCGCCGGUGAUCUGCCCGAGGUGAAAUUCAAGAGGACCGGGAGCCUGGGGAGCAGCGACUACGUGCGAGCAGACAAGAUCGACCUCACCAGCCUCGACAUCCAGCUAGAGCAGCAGCUCAACAAGAAAUGGGGCAAGACCAACAUCAAGCCCCAGGGACCCAAGGCGGACUGGGAGAUUGACCUUGCUAAGCUGGAGAUCCGGCAUGUCAUCGCCCAGGGCACGUAUGGAACCGUCUACCGCGGCACCUAUGAUGGCCAGCAGGUCGCAGUGAAGCUUUUGGAUUGGGGAGAAGAUGGUUUUGCCACAGAAGCCGAAACUACUGCUUUGCGAACAUCAUUUAAGCAGGAGGUUGCUGUUUGGCAUAAGCUCAGCCAUCCUAACGUUACAAGGUUUAUUGGUGCGUCUAUGGGGACCACCGACCUCAAGAUACCGGUCAAUGACAACGGCGCGCGUGCCAACUUGCCAGCUAGAGCAUGUUGUGUUGUGGUAGAGUAUCUCGCUGGAGGCACUUUGAAGCAGUAUCUGAUAAAGAACAGACGGCGGAAGCUCGCCUACAAAGUCGUGGUUCAGCUUGCAUUGGAUCUGUCCAGAGGAUUGAGCUAUCUACACUCUAGAAAGAUUGUACAUCGGGACGUGAAAACUGAAAAUAUGCUGCUUGAUACACAGCGUAACCUUAAGAUUGCUGAUUUUGGCGUUGCACGUGUGGAGGCUCAGAAUCCGAAGGAUAUGACUGGUGCGACAGGCACACUUGGUUAUAUGGCCCCAGAGGUUCUUGAUGGUAAACCAUACAACAGGAAAUGUGAUGUUUACAGUUUUGGCAUUUGCUUGUGGGAAAUCUAUUGCUGUGACAUGCCAUACCCAGACCUAAGUUUUGCCGAUGUCUCUUCUGCUGUCGUUCACCAGAAUUUGCGGCCAGACAUACCCCGUUGCUGUCCAAGUGCAUUUGCGAACAUUAUGCGUAAAUGCUGGGAUGGAAAUCCUGAUAAGCGCCCCGAUAUGGACGAGGUGGUGCAGCUCAUGGAGGCCCUCGACACAAGCAAAGGCGGCGGUAUGAUACCGGAUGGCCAGUCGUCCGGAUGCUUGUGUUUCACCAGGGCCCGUGGCCCGUAGAUACUUUGCAAGCACCCUCCUCCCUCUGGCUAUGUGUUACCACUUGACGUGACCGGGAGCUCCACAGCUUGCUUCCCGCUGUCGCUUGUGCAGAGGCUGCUUGCAGCCCUCCAAGUGGGCUUGCCGUUUCUGCGGUGUUGUGUUGGUUGCAGCUCUGGUAUGAUCACUGUGGUCAGUGCACUUCCUUCGUAUAGCAGUCUGUUGUUGUAAUGGUACGUUGUACUUCUACUAUGAGGUUACACAUAGAGGUCUCUAUCUCAUUCUUGGAGCUGCCGCCGCCUUUCCUGCGUUCAUUUGGCCGCGGCGGCGGUACGUCUUGGAUACCGCGUCAUGUUUCGGAACCUUUCUCGCUGUGUAUAUUAUACCCAGACUCGAAAUGAGUACAAUAAAAGUGCAUAAAUAUACUUGUGUUGA